This is a messenger RNA of Bicyclus anynana (squinting bush brown), 2576 nucleotides long. RefSeq lists its product as uncharacterized. The transcript has a single exon. NCBI's taxonomy places the organism in Eukaryota, Metazoa, Arthropoda, Insecta, Lepidoptera, Nymphalidae. The record is from RefSeq and is a predicted model, not a curated record. The coding region runs from base 587 to 1798 and encodes 403 amino acids.
UGUGAAUUACAAAUAAAACCUAACAUCAAUACAAUGACAUGUUCUUUGUUCUGUAGCAAAACCAUAAAUUUUGACUUAGAAAAUAGCAUUGGUCCUAUGUUAGGUUUCCCAAAAGGAAAGUUAAAAGCAAAUAAAUGGCAUGAAUCACCAGCUCCAGUAAACAUUCUAACGGUGCCCGUCAUAAGGAUCGAAUGUAAUCUUGUGCAGGGAUCUUACACUAAUGGUUCUCCAACGCAUAUUAUUUACGAAUUUGUGCCAAACGUUCCACCUAGUCAUCGAUUUAUAGAAACUCCCUUCAACGUUAUAUAUUAUCCUGUAAAACAAAAAAUAAUUUCAUCAAUAACCAUAAAAAUUUUGGAUUUAGAAGGCAACCAAAUAAAUUUCAGAGGUGAAACUAUUGCUUUGGGCCUACAUUUGAAAAAAAUAAAAUGAUUGUGUUCACAUCAAGUAAUUGUUAUAAAGAACAUAGUCCGAAAGUUAAGAAAGUUAUUAUAAAGAAAAGCGUAAAACAAGCAAGACGUGUCAGAGUACAUAAAAAAAUCAAUAAAAGUAACAAAAAAUUUCUUGAAGCACUUGGAUUUAAAAUAUGAGUCUCCUUCAAAUUAAUAAUUUGCCUGAAUUUGAUAACUCUAUCGAGAGUUAUGAAAUCCAUACAUAUAAUCCAUACAAUAAUAGUUUCAAUGAAAAUGAUGAAAUCCGGAUACCCAUUCACCAGCAAGAUAUUUAUGUGCUACCAUCAGCUAGUUCCAUUUACAUUGAAGGAAAUGUUUCAGUAACUCAUAAAGACCAGGCAGGUAAAGUUGAAAAAAAGAGCGUUGAUUUCAGUAAUAAUGCUUUCGCAUUUCUUUUCCAAGACAUCCGAUAUGAAAUAAAUGGUGUCGAAAUUGAUCGUGUUAGAAAUGCUGGAAUAACUACAACAAUAAAAUCUUACAUUUCAAUGAAUAGCGGAGAGAGCAAAGCAGCUGCUGUAUGGGGCUGGGGUAUAGAAGGAUUUAAAAAUCAAACUGGAAGCUUUAACGCUUUGAUACCCCUGAAUAAGAUUUUAGGUUUUGCUGAAGAUUAUGAUAAAAUAAUAAUUAACUGUAAACAUGAACUUAUACUUAAUCGAGGCAGUACCAAUUUAAAUAGCAUUAUCAUGAGUAACGAUGAUAUAGUAGAUAUCAACAUUCAGAGAAUUCAAUGGCGAGUACCUCAUAUUAAAGUCUCAGACCAGCAAAGAUUGAUGCUCCUGAGGAAAUUAGAGAAAGAUAAUCCUAUACAAAUAGCGUUUAGAAAUUGGGAUUUAUAUGAAUAUCCAUUACUACCAAAAACUACAAAACAUUCAUGGGCGGUUAAGACAGCUUCUCAAUUAGAAAAACCCAGAUAUGUUAUAUUUGGUUUGCAGACUAAUAGAAAAAACAUUAAAAUAAAAGACAGUACAAUAUUCGAUCAUUGUACACUGACCAAUGUUACACUAUUCUUGAAUUCACACUAUUAUCCCUACGAUGCGCUAAAUCUCAAGUUUAGUGAUAAUAAAUACAGUAUAUUAUACGAUAUGUACUCAAAGUUUCGUCAGUCGUUUUAUAACCUUCCUAUCGAUCCGUUGCUUGAUUUGCAUACAUUUAAGGAAAAGGCCCCAUUAUUUGUCAUAGACUGUUCCAGGCAAAAUGAAAAUUUAAAAACUGGUCCAGUUGAUGUUCGUCUAGAAAUUGAAACCUCUCAGGAUAUUCCCAGCAAUACCAGCGCUUACUGUUUAAUUAUAAAUGAUCGUCUUGUAGAGUAUAGACCGCUGAGUAACAUAGUACGAAAACUAUCAUGAAAAUCAUUGUGGAUGUUCAAGGUUUUAAAAAUGAUGAUAAUUACUUUCUACCUAAAGAGAUUGCUUUAGUGUACAGUGAUCGGAUUCAAGUUUUUUUAAUCAAACCACCAUAUCCCUAUGAAUGGUUAACAGAUACAGAAAAGAAACAGGUUAAUUGGCUUGAAAGGAAUAGAAAAAUAUUAUGGCAUCAGGGAUCCAUACCUUAUGAAAACUAUAAAUCUCAUCUAAUACCAAUUCUAAAAAAUCAUGAUAUAUAUUGCAAAGGCGUUGAAAAGCAGUUAUGGCUAAAACAUAUAAUAAAUAAUCCUAACAUACAUAAUUUAGAAGAGAAUGGAUGCCCUAGUUUGUUAACAUUGUAUAAAUUGUAUGAUUCACAUUCCGAUGUAUAUAGCUGUAUUUAUCAUCCAACUAUCUGUGCCCUGAAAAAUGUAACUUGUUUAAAAAGAUGGUGUAUAAACAAUAAAGUGUUUUGAUUCAUAAAGAUGCUUGUUUUAUUUAUAAGAACUAUCCAUACCUCACCAGCAUCAUAAUUUAGUCAAUAAAUAAUAAAUUAAGUAUAAAUGAUUUUAAAAUUUAAAUGAUCUAGCAGACCUUAAAGCUUUCACUCGAGUUAUUAGAAUAAGUAAGUUUUUCAUCGACCAUGAAAUGGCGAAAUUUAUUAAACUGAAUUAAAGUCAUUAGCUGGAUGGUUAUGGCUUCUACAUCAGCCGAUAAAAAACAUUGGGGGUUUUGCAUCAAUCGAGCGAAGCGAGAAGUGAUGCAGAACCCCCAAUUCUAC